AUGUUACGUUUACUCCCUAUUCAGUCCUUGUGUACGAGCUUCAAUUUUUUGCCGUCCCCAUUCAAAGCGUUUGGUGAGAGUGAGUGCCUGGAUACGAGAUCAGCCACGUUCAACAACACACUGAAGUAUUUCGAACGUUACACAUACAUGCACUGUCUGCUAGAAUGCGCCGCUGAUUUACUCUUUAAAGCAUGUGGUUGUAUCAUGCCCAGUGAUCCACCUCUUGGUCCAAUUUGUUCAUUGAAAGCCCAAGGCGAAUGUUACAUGCCUUUGAUGAGGUAUACUCGAACAAAUGCGAGUGCACAGACACAUUGUCAGUGUAAGGAAGUGUGCAGUUCCACAACAUAUGACGUCCGAAUGUCUACAGCAGCCUUCCCGUCCCAGCUGUGGAACAGGUUCCUGGUGGACAACUAUAUAGUUCCUGACGACACAUACACCAAAGACAACGUUCUAGAACUGAGGAUCUUCUACAAUGACAUGUUGGUUGAAACCGUGGAACAGGUGCCUGUGUACAAAACGGCAACAAUAGUUGCAAACCUCGGUGGUCAGAUGGGCAUUUGUCUUGGAGCCAGUAUCCUGACAUUAACAGAGUUGGCAGAGUUUUUUGUCUUUUUGUUUAUGUGCAUACUACACUGCUUCAAACCAAUGAACACUGUGAACCCUAUUACCAACCAUUAAUCUUGAUUUUCUUUAAAGUCGUAAAAAGCAUAAAUGUGCUUGGUUGUCCCUUUUACAAUUAGAGCUGGGCGGUAUUGAAGGUUCGGUAUUUUUGGCGUGAUGUACCUCGGUAUCUGUAUGGUAUUCGGUAUCGAUACCAUACCGAUGCUAAAAACCAAUCGUUAUUUUCAGUAUUCUCGGCUUUAAAUGCAUACCCGAGUUAAGUCUCACCCGCUAAUUUCAUCUAAAUAAAACUAAAUUAUAUACACGAGACCUUCAUCUCUCUCUUCUUCUGAACUAUUUUGCGUUCGUCAAAUAUACACAAUGUAUAUUGUCAGUGCUUUACUAAAUCACGGGGAAACGAUCAAAUAUUUUGAUAUUUUCUCGGUACAGUAAAUCGGUAUUGACAUGAUACCGAUACCGAACGGUAUACACGACAUACCACCCAGCUCUGUAAUCAAUAAGUUAGUUUUUGAGGUGCACUGGUUUUCUAUUAACAAAGGUUAAUAAUCAACAGAUCUUUAAAAUACAGCAUUUAAUGGGUAGCUUUUAAAUGCAUUGUUCAAAUAUGAGAUGCCUGUAGAAGAUUAGUGCUUUGUGCAUAUUAUGUUACAGUUAAUAACAAUGUCGACUACAGCACGUUUGUGCUCGGUGACUGCUUUAUUUGGUUAAACAUAUUAUAUACAGAUUAUUUGAAAAUAUUAUUAUUUAUUAUUAUUAUUA
Messenger RNA from Gigantopelta aegis, 1380 nucleotides. Its product is annotated as acid-sensing ion channel 1-like. The transcript is spliced from 6 exons. The coding region runs from base 1 to 678 and encodes 225 amino acids. NCBI's taxonomy places the organism in Eukaryota, Metazoa, Mollusca, Gastropoda, Neomphalida, Peltospiridae. Gene Ontology annotation, cellular component: membrane. Gene Ontology annotation, biological process: sodium ion transport. Gene Ontology annotation, molecular function: sodium channel activity. The record is from RefSeq and is a predicted model, not a curated record.